GCAUAGUGGGUUAUGGCCCGUUGAUCUUAUUCGAUUCGACUCCAUUCAUAGGAAAAAAAGAAUUCUACCAAAAUACUUCUCACGAAGACGAAGUCGCGGGCACAGCUAGUAAAGUAUAUAUUUGUUACAUUAAAAGACUCUUGAAUUCGUAAUAAUUUGAAUGUCCAUAACGUGCCUUACAUAUCGAUCGAUAUAAAAGUAUUUCUAAAUAUUACAGCAAUAAUGAGUUUUAAUGUGUUGUUAUCAAAUAGAGUAGUAGUACAUUUAUCUGGAAAUCGCCUAUCUCAUCGAAGUAAUACAAAGGACACGAGCUUCACAUUUUUCACACUGUCAUAGGUGACAGACGUUCGAUUUUCUCUCUUUUACUUUAAUUAAGCAAAAUGGUUGUUCAUAAGACAGCAGUGGUACCAAAUGUAUCAUUUCUUGUUAAAUCCAAAUCUUCGAAAUCAGACAGUAUACCUAAAUCAUUAAGAUACAUAUUCGUUUUCUUUCAAAUAAUUGCUGCAUUAGAUUUUGGAUUCGUUCGCGUGACUUCAGGAAGACAGAAGUAUCUUUUAAAGUUUUUGGCUUUCAUGCAAUCCUCAGUUAUUGUUACGUGGAUAUGUUGUUUGGUUGUUUCUAAUCCCAAUUUUGAAGCCGUAUGGCUUAUUUCGGCGAGCCUCAAGUAUUUUAUAUUCGUUGUAGUUCUGUUGUCUACUAAAUACUCUUAUUGUGACUUUCAAAAUGAUCUCUGUUUCUUCGACAAAGAAAUAAAUACAGACAGUGUAUCCUACAGGUUAGACAUAAAGAUGAUUAUGAGUCUAAUUGUUGUAGUUAUAUGUUUGGUACUUAAAUAUGUAUUCUUAAGUAAAGCGUUAGAAGCUGGUGGUGGUGGUUAUCUUCUUCAUUUUUUUUUAUUUGAUAUUUUAUAUUCGAUAGUCACCGUUAGCCUCGACUUUGUGAGAGUUACAUAUUUUUUAUUGUUCACUUGUUCUCGUUGGCGUAUUGAGAAAUUUAUUAAAUUCGUAAACCAAGACAAUGCUAACAUAGUUAGUUGUCAAUACCUGUAUAAAAAUAUUGCCGAUGUCACUGAGAAGGCCAAGGGGAACUUCAACUUAGUGUUUAUAAUUACGUUGAUGUACAAUACGAUUUCAACAACAGUUCAUAUAUUUCUGCCCUUCGCUGGCGGAUUAGUGAAAACUGAAUCCGGAUGGAAGUUAGCUGGUGACGUGUUAACUGUCGUGAAAAAUUUCUUUAUCGUAUUAGCACCAACGUUCACAGCUGGACUACUCUCAUCUGAGGUUGAAAAUCUAGUGUUAGCACUUCGCGAUAAAGUGCUUAUUGCAAAAGACGAGAAGCAAAGAGAGGACAUAAGAAGGUUCAUCGGCUACAUAGAGGCGCGCCCGCUCAAGUUCACCGUGUGCGGUGUGGUGCCCCUCGACUGGAACCUGCCCGUUAUCAUCGUCAACAUGUCAUUCACUUACCUUAUCGUGAUGAUACAGUUCACGCACAAAUACUAAUAUUCACCUUAUACUCAUGUUACAAACCACCCGCAAAGAUUAUACUAGAACUGUUUAUACACUUGUAUUAUACAGCGCACGUAUAAAUCCUUUGCAGUAUCUGAAGCAAUUAAUUUCAUACUGUUAUUGAUUUUAU
This is a messenger RNA of Diatraea saccharalis (sugarcane borer), 1635 nucleotides long. Lineage: Eukaryota; Metazoa; Arthropoda; Insecta; Lepidoptera; Crambidae. The record is from the annotation of a GenBank genome assembly.